Molecule: messenger RNA, 2102 nt
Organism: Camponotus floridanus (Florida carpenter ant)
Lineage: Eukaryota; Metazoa; Arthropoda; Insecta; Hymenoptera; Formicidae
Product: dynein heavy chain 2, axonemal-like
Exons: 11
Coding region: 54-2102 (682 amino acids)
Source: RefSeq, a predicted model, not a curated record
GUGUAUUAUUAUAUUGUUUGUUAUACGGUGAACAAAAGAAAUUAAAGGAGAAAAUGAAGAAAACAGAAAAAUCAUCGAAUGAUCCUCAUAGAGAAUUCUUGGACAUGGACUCGGAUGAAGAAGAGUUUAGUCGACAAGAAAGUCUGGAAACCGAAGAGGAACUUCUUCCUGAACCAGUUAAGCCAGUCUUUAAUGAACAGGAUUUGAAUAACUUGGUCUGUUACUUUUUUGAAUUUAUUAAAUUAGAUUUUCCAAUUGUGCAAUAUGUAAAAGAUCUUACGAUAUUUCCUUCAAUUAAGGAAUCCGAUUGGAAAGAUUGUUAUACAGUUGUGCGAGAGUACUUCGAGAAUCCAAUUUACGCAUUAUUAAGUAUAUAUUUCGAGAUGGAUACGUUAAGAGCAGGCUUAAGUGUUCCAGAAGAUGAUCAAAAUGAAUUUAUGUAUUUCUUGAGGACACCAUGGCAUGUGUUCACCGUAGAUAAUUUUCACGCUACAGUCAUCUACGGCAGUCUCAAUUGUAAUACGAUGAUGUGCGUGUUGAAAACAAUGGAAAAUAUAUAUGCACCUAUUGUACUCAACAGCAGCGAAUGGCCAGAGAUUAUCAGAAAUAAUUUAUUCUUCAAUUUGCAUAAUUUUCUAAUGGAUUUAACGGAAUGGAUUUACAAACCAUUGGGUUUGACUAAGCUUUAUGUCCCGCAAGAAAUUCUACCUGAUGUCACACUACCGCCGAAAAACGAAAAAUCGGAUUUAUCCGAGAAAGAUGGGCAAUAUAUUUCUAAUAAAUUGCGAAAAUCGGAAAAGGCACAGAUAGAUAGAUUUGAAAGGAUUGUACGAUAUUGGAUCAAACAGAUACGAGAAGCAUUAACGAAUAUAACGAGUCUAACUAGAGGAGUCAUUUUCGAUGAGUUGCAACAUUGGACAGCAAUAUAUUUUAAUCUGUGCUGCUUGCAUAAUCAGCUCUUGAGUGAGGAAAUUCAAUCAAUAUUACGUCUGUUGGAGAAUGUUCAUUCGCCGAGCGUGGACUCUUUUCAACUUUUGACACUACAGCUUCAUGAAAGAUUAGAACAAGCUGGAUCCAAUGUGACAUAUUUAAAUAUCUUAUCGGAUGCCUGUAACGAUUUGAAAUGCCCGAUUGAGAUCGAAGAACCUGUAACAAAAAUAUUGCUUUUGAUACUGUUUAUCUGGACGGAAUCUCCGUUUUAUAACAUAUCACACAACAUACAGAUACUUUGUGAAGCUAUAAGCGCUCAAAUAGUACAACAAUGUAAAAAUUAUAUCGAUUUACAAGCAAUAUUAGAAGGCGAAGCGAAAAAUGGAAUAAAUAUACUUCAGAAAUGUAUCUCUUGUUGCGAAACAUACAAAAUCGUAUACAGUAAAGUCACGAGCAUAACUGUGCACAUUGAAUCAAAUAGGGAUUGGCAAAUGAAUGAACAAUUCGUAUUUAAACGUAUCGACACUUUCACUCAAAGAUGUUAUGAUGUCAUUGAGAUAUACAAUGCUUUAAUCGUAUUUGGAAGGUGUAAUAAAGUGGGAAUGAUUGGUGGUACAAAGGGUACUGAACACGAAGAAUAUUGUCGUCGAAUAGAAAAUUUGUUUUACGAAAAUCUCGAGGAAAUCAAACUAGUUCGCGAUAACAUUUUGGACGUUACGAAUUCCACAUGGCUAAAAAACAUGCAAAAAUUUAGAGAAUCCGUGAAAGAAUUGGAAAAUAUGAUUGUAAAUCUGAUUGACAGAAUAUUUGAAGAAGUCCAAACAAUCGAGGAAGGUAUCGAAGCUAUUUAUGCUUUACAACGCUUUAAAUAUAGAGAAUCUUUGCGAGAUAUAUUAUCAACAAAAUGGGUACAGGUAUGGAAGAUAUUUGGUAAAGAAAUCGAAAGUUGUAACAAUAGCAUAACUUUAGGUGACGUAUAUCAUCCAUUGCUUCAACAUCACUCGGAAAACACAAUUACACUGUGCAUUAGUAAAUAUUUAGAACGAUUAUUCCACAUGAUGAUCGAUGCGUCUGACUGGAUAGGAGAAUGUGCAGCUCAAAAGUAUAUAUUGGAGCAAUAUGAAAAAGUAAAAAGUUCCAUUGAUAAUAAGCUACAGCAUAAUUUAAACUAA